Gadus chalcogrammus (walleye pollock) is the source of this 2709-nucleotide messenger RNA. RefSeq names its product arrestin domain-containing protein 3-like. The record is from RefSeq and is a predicted model, not a curated record. NCBI's taxonomy places the organism in Eukaryota, Metazoa, Chordata, Actinopteri, Gadiformes, Gadidae. Gene Ontology annotation, biological process: protein transport. The transcript is spliced from 6 exons. Bases 183 to 1118 code for a protein of 311 amino acids. Gene Ontology annotation, cellular component: plasma membrane; cytoplasm.
CGCGCCCCGUUGGGACACCGUAGGCUGCUGUCCACCAAUAGAAGUGGAACGCCGCCCCGGAAAGCCAACACCUAACACCAAAACGGACUUCAUCGUCGUGUUUGUUGUUGCAUUGUGAGCCAUGUUGUUGACUUCGGGAAAGCUUUCGUUUGUUCGGGGAAUAUCGCCACAUUAACGUGAUCAUGUUUGGACAAACCAUCAAGAAUUUCAACAUAAAUUUCCAAAGGCGGGAUGGGAGUAACGUUUAUUCAAGCGGCGACUUGAUGACUGGAAAGAUUUCCUUCGAACUUACCAAAGAAUGCGUGAUCAAUUCUAUCACGUUGACACUGAAAGGCAAAGCGAAUGUUGCCUGGAGAAAGGGAGGGAAGAAAAGACGUGGCGUAUCUGCAAAAGUUGUAUAUUUCAACUUCAAAAAUGUUAUCAUGAUGAACCGCGAAGCUGCCGUUCAGUCCAAAUUUCCACCUGGAACGCAUGUGUAUCCGUUUACAUGUCAAAUCCCACAAGGGGACUUCCCGUCUUCUUUCAAGGCGUUCGCUGGUCAAAUAGCUUACACUUUGAUAGUGGGUUUCGAUAGGCCAUGGCACCUCACUAAAGAGUUUGAAACUGAGGUCAACUUUGCAAACCGUUGCAAUCUAACCUACGAACUUAUGGCACCUCUCUCCGGCUCCAACAGUAUGACGGUGUGCAGCCUGUGGUGUGCAUCUGGUCCCAUUUCAAUGAAUGUUCGUCUUGAGAGGGCAGCUUUUCUCCCCGGGGAAGAAGUCAAAAUCAUGUGUGAGUUCAGCAACUCAACAUCUCGACCAGCCACCACCAAGGCACGCCUUCUUCAGAAACAGAUGUUCUACACUCUUAACCAUGUCCAACACCGGAAGUUUGAGCAAACUCUGGCGCGGCAGACUGGCCUUGUGGGUCGCCAUAGCCCUGAGGCUCACAGUGAGCUCACAAUCACUAUACCUUCAACCGUGCCUUUCUCAAUCUCCAACUGUGCCAUCUUGGAAGUCAGUUACGUAAUUGAGGUGUGCUUUUCUGUCAAGUACUCCCCUGACCUCACAGUGCUGUGUCCUAUUGUCAUCGGCAAUCUUCUGCAGGACUCUUUAGCUCCACCACCACAUGUGUGAGUAUGAUAGAAACUCAUCUGUUGUGGAUAUAUAUAUAUAUAUAUAUAUAUAUAUAUAUAUAUAUAUAUAUUAUAUUAAGUGCUGGUUAGCCUUUGCCAAUUUGUAUCCACUCAACAUUGAUAUGUAGGUCUAUACUCUAGAAUACUAGAUAAGUUAAUAUUCUCGCAUUCUUGUCCGUGAGAUAUUUUCCCAAACCCUGAAAAAUGAUUUUAUGGUUUGAAUGCUAUUUAUUUGGCCAAGUGAGUGUUGAAGUAGAUAGCCCAGUUGAGUCGACCUCAGAAAGACAUUUUCAAAUUCCUGCUUUGCAUGGAAUGACCAUGUUUACAUCCGGGACUUUUGUGUAUCUUAAACCUUGUCAAUGUGCUGGAUAGGCCUGAAUGGCUUAACAAAUGUUUUCGUUGACACCCAAUUACCGAUGACAGGGUUAAGCACAAUUUUAUGUUAAUGAAUUCGAUAUUCUUUGUAAUUAUCUGUGUUACAAUGCAGUAUUACAAUUGAAUUAGUCCUUCCUUUUGUUACUGAAGUAGAAUGUUGAUAUCUAUCUCUUCUGUUCUAUUCCUCCUAUUUCAUAAAUGUUCUUUAACAUUAAAUAUUACACCAAUUAAUGCUAUCAACAUUCAAACCAAUCUUUCUGGAAAAAGGCCUGACUGAAUUCCAUGGCCAAACAUCCGAGAUUUCUGUUUCCCAACCAUAUUUUAGCUCUCACUGCCGUUACAAGUUAUCGUCAAAGUUGUGACUUUUUAAAGAUAAAUGUAAAAACUCUGGCAGAUUUUCCUGAGGUUAGCAUUUACCUUUCCUUCUCUACUUUGCCAUAACUCUGCCUCCUUGAAUGUCAAAAUGUGUCAAGACCAAAUAGUUGUGCAGGUAGGAAUCAAGUUUUAUGUUUUAAUUAAUCAAUCAUGUUUUAACCCCUCAUCAUGGUAAAUUAAAUCAAAUACUACAGACACUAAGUGUCCCGCAAGGAAUCAUUUUUCGUCAACUAGCCUUAACAAUUUGCAUCCCAAUAAUGUUGAAGGGUAACAGAUUUGACAUGAUGUGCUACGUUUUCUGAGCUUUCUAAUCAAUGUUCAAUAUAUUUCAGAGGGGACAGUGAGUUAUAGCUUAUAAGUUAAGUUACGAGGCCAGCUGUUGUAUUCCUGUAUCCGGACAACAAAGUUGAAAUUCUUCAAUACAGCUUUAUUAGGAUGCUUUUUGAAACGUGUCUCCGAGUGCAUUCUAGCUAUUAAAUCCUGUAUAAUACAAGCCUAGACAGUACUCAACCUUAAAUACAACUUUACGAAUUCUAUAAUUUGCUUUUUUUGUUCAGUGCUAAAGCCAGUGGAGAUGUUUAUUUUUGUUCAUUGUGGCUCUUUCACCAGGUAUUUGCCAAAGAUUUAUUUUCAGGUUUAUUCCCUGUUUCGAACCAUUGUCAUACCAACAUUUCUUUGUACUCUUUCUUCUUUUUAUUGCGACAAUCUGCAACCAUAUUUAUGUCUAUAUAUAUAUUGAAUAUAUACAGUAAAUCUUUUUAUUAAAAAUGUCAAACUUCUUUGUUUUGGACUUCUUUUAAUGCAUUGGGGUUUGGUUGUACAGAUGCUAUAAAUAUGUCUAU